ACCGCGGUGUACACAUUCGAUCAUUUCGAUGUGUCAAAUCGACACAUUUUGGACGUAAUUUUAAUCUUCAGUGUAAAUUUUUAAACAUUGAAAAAAGUGUUUUUAACAUUAAUUAAUGAAAGUUUCAUUAAACAAAAUAGUGCAAUAGUUAUUAAAUGGGAGUCAAAAAGUAAUGUAAACAAUUUGCCCGUAUACAUUGUGCGUAAAGUGUUAGAAAAGUGAAAUAACUUCGAGAACUUAUAACAUAUAAAUGUGAUCCAGAAACCGUGAAUAAAUGUUAAUUUAAUGAUGGAAUUACGUGAUGUACCAGAUAGCAGCAUAUUAUCUUCAUCUUCCUUUGCUACGCAGAAUCGCAUACAGAAUGGGAUACCACUUUUACUGAUUUCUUUUCGUAGUCAAAGCAAUAGUUUCAGAAAACAUUCAACAACUUUCACAUUUGUUGGUGUUCUCAUAGCAGUAGUGUGGAUAAUUAUUUGGCUUAGAAAUAACAUUUGGCGUAGAAGAGAAAUAUCGACGAAGACAAGUAACAUUAAAGAACAUUUUACAAAGAUGGAUGAAAAUAAAGACAAGCUUCGGGAAGCAUCUAAAGUGAAUACAUGUUUACAAAUAACCAUUACAGAUACAGAAUCACAUGAUUUACUAGUCGAGGAUACAUUGACUGCAGAAAAUGAUAUAGCUCGAGACAAAAUAACAAGUCGUCAUAUGAAUAUGCGUCAAUUAGAGACUUCACAACAGACGAUCAAACAGAAUUGCCAAGAGAAAAAAAUAAAUAAAAAAACUCGAAAACAAAUAAUAAAAACGGAAAAUGUGAUCAUAGUAAAUGUUGGUGAAAAAGAUGGGGAAUGUUCAUUUUCUCGUUUAAAACUCCGUAAAAACAAACAUGUAGAUGCUGAGGUCGAGGAAAUAAGAGCAAAAGAUUCCGAUCAAACCUUAGCCUCAAUAAAAAAUGAAAUGCAUUCAAGAGAACAAAUGUUAGAUCAAAAGUUAGAAGAUAAUUUUGAAAAGCACUCAGAGAUUAGCUAUGAAUGUGAUAAAGAUUCUUCAAAUAAUUCAGAUACGUCGUCUUCCUUUACCUUUAUACCACCUCCAACACCGUCAUCCAUUUCGUCAUCUGUAAUUUCGUCAGCUGUUAACAUUACACCGAACACUAUCAUGGGAAGUUUUAACAGUGCUUGUGAAGUCAGUCAACAGUUCACGUUUUCACCUAAACUGGUGAAUGAAUAUAAAUCUGAAAAAUCAUCUGAUAACCAGAAAAUUGUUGGAAUCGGUUCAAAGACCGCAAAUUCAUAUUACCGUUUUCCUGAUGUGGACACCUUCACUCCUCCUUCUAUUCAAUAUGAUGAAAAACCCUCGAAAAGAAUAUCUCUUAUUUAUCCUUGCAUUUCGCCAAAACAUCUUAAGCAAAAUGAUGCGUCAAAUUAUCUGGUACAACAGGUAGAUCAGACGACGUUCAACAAUAUUCAUGAGAUAACUGAACAAUCGAAUCAUCUUGCUCAAAAUAGUGCCUGUCUAAGUGAUCGAGCAUCAAGGCGAGCCCGGCUGAAGUCUAUUUCUCUAGACUCGGAAGGAGCCCGAUUAGUAGAAGAAAACCUGUCUUCUGGUAUUCCCGUGGAGGAGUUGGUAGAAAGAGCAGCAAACCAGGCGCAUUAUUCAUCUGCAGAAAACCAGUCGCAGCCAACUGAAAUGGCUGCUAGUAGCAGUUCUGCAUCCUGCAGAAAGCAACGAAAUAUCUUGAAUCUAAAAUUGAAUUUAAAUGAUAAAGAUAAGACAUUACCGGUUGAUGAAGAGUACAGACUAAAUGAUUUCUUUUCGAAUACUAUGAUUACGAUGACGAAGAAGACACCGAGGGUAGAGUUAAAUUGA
Culex quinquefasciatus (southern house mosquito) is the source of this 1863-nucleotide messenger RNA. RefSeq lists its product as uncharacterized. Bases 286 to 1863 code for a protein of 525 amino acids. The record is from RefSeq and is a predicted model, not a curated record. The transcript is spliced from 4 exons. Lineage: Eukaryota; Metazoa; Arthropoda; Insecta; Diptera; Culicidae.